Molecule: messenger RNA, 6507 nt
Organism: Molossus molossus (Pallas's mastiff bat)
Lineage: Eukaryota; Metazoa; Chordata; Mammalia; Chiroptera; Molossidae
Gene: HK3
Product: hexokinase 3
Exons: 19
Coding region: 280-3159 (959 amino acids)
Biological process (GO): glucose 6-phosphate metabolic process; intracellular glucose homeostasis; glycolytic process
Cellular component (GO): cytosol; mitochondrion
Molecular function (GO): D-glucose binding; fructokinase activity; mannokinase activity
Source: RefSeq, a predicted model, not a curated record
GUUGCUACCUGAAAACUCAGACUCAGAGUGUAUGUAAAAUGGUCGGAACUCCCAGUAUAGAGAGGGCAUGUCCUGGGGCCGUUGGCCCAGAUCAGGUCUCCAACUUCCUGCAGUCAUCUUUCUUAAGUUUGCACCAUGGCCCAAUCUACCCCAAGCUCCUCUUAGGGCAGACCCAAAAGGAAGUGAACUAGCUGUUGUCUAAUAAGAGGGUGGGGCUUGGGGACAUUAUUACUCAGGUUACUUGUGAAUUUCACUUUGGGUGCAAACCAGGUCAGUGGGAUGCCUCACACUGAGAGAAAAGAGCUCAGGCCUGAGGAGACUGACCAGCGGCUGCUUUCCCCAGGUGGCCAACCCACAUUGUGGAAGCACAUGGAUUCCAUUCAGCCUGUAGAGUUGUGGCAAGACGAAGGAACCUCUGGCUGCCCUCAGGAGGGCUUUUCCUGCUCCCCGGACAGCUCUGAGCUGCCUGUUUUUCUCCAGGUGCAGGAGUGCCUGAACCAAUUCAAGGUGACGGGCACACAGUUGCGGCAGAUCCAAGCUAGCCUCCUGGGCUCCAUGGAGCAGGCACUGAGGGGCCAGGCUAGCCCCACCGCUGCUGUCCGGAUGCUGCCCACAUAUGUGUGGUCCACCCCACAUGGCACUGAGCAAGGAGACUUCGUGGUGCUGGAGCUGGGAGCCACGGGGGCUUCACUGCGUGUCCUGUGGGUGACCCUGACGGGCACUGAGGGACACCGGAUUGAGCCCCAGAGCCAGGAGUUUUUGAUCCCCCAAGAGGUGAUGCUGGGUCCUGGUCAGCAGCUCUUUGACUUUGCUGCUCGCUGCCUGUCUGAGUUCCUGGAUGCGCUCCCUGUGGGCAACCAGAGCCUGCAGCUUGGGUUCAACUUCUCCUUCCCUUGUCACCAAACGGGCCUGGACAGGAGUACCCUCAUUUACUGGACUAAAGGUUUUAGGUGCAGUGGUGUGGAAGGCCAGGAUGUGGUCCAGCUGCUUCGAGAUGCCAUUGAGAGGCAGGGGGCCUACAGCAUUGAUGUGGUUGCCGUGGUGAAUGACACGGUGGGAACCAUGAUGGGCUGCGAGCCAGGGUCUGAGCCGUGUGAGGUCGGGCUCGUUGUAGACACUGGCACCAAUGCGUGUUACAUGGAGGAGGCACGACACGUGGCAGUGCUGGACGAGGACCGGGGCCGCGUCUGCGUCAGCAUUGAGUGGGGCUCCUUCGGCGACGAUGAGGCCCUCGGGCCAGUGCUGACCACCUUUGACCACAUCCUGGACCAGGAGUCCGUGAAUCCCGGUGCCCAGAGGUUUGAGAAGAUGAUUGGCGGCCUGUACCUGGGUGAGCUGGUGCGACAGGUGCUGGCUCACCUGGCCCAGCACGGGAUCCUCUUUGGUGGCUGUACCUCCCCUGCCCUGCUGAGCCAAGGAAGCAUCCUCCUGGAGCAUGUGGCUGAGAUGGAGGACCCCUUGGCCGGGACUGCCCGUGUGCACGCUAUCCUGCAGGACUUGGGCCUGAGCCCAGGGGCCUCAGACGCUAAGCUGGUGCAGCAUGUGUGUGUGGCCGUGUGCACUCGAGCUGCCCAGCUCUGCGCUGCUGCCCUGGCUGCUGUCCUCACCCACCUCCAGCACAGCCGGGAGCAGCAGGCACUUCAGAUCGCUGUGGCCACUGGAGGCCGAGUGUUUGAGCGACACUCCAGGUUCCUCAGCAUCCUGCAGGAGACAGUGAAACUCCUGGCCCCUGGAUGUGACGUCUCCUUCACCCCUUCUGUGGAUGGGGGCGGUCGCGGUGUGGCAAUGGUGACCGCUGUGGCUGCCCGCCUGGCUGCCCACCGGCGCCUACUGGAGGAGACCCUGGCACCUUUCCGGCUGAAGCACGAGCAGCUGGCAAUGGUGCAAGCACAGAUGCGGGAGGCCAUGGCCAAGGGGCUCCAAGGGGAGGCCUCCUCCCUCCGAAUGCUGCCCACUUACGUCCGGGCCACUCCUGAUGGCAGUGAGCGGGGGGACUUCCUGGCACUGGACCUUGGAGGCACCAACUUCCGAGUCCUCCUAGUACAUGUGGCCACAGAAGGUGUGGAGAUCACCAGCCAGGUCUAUUCCAUCCCUGAGUGCGUGGCUCAGGGCUCUGGACAACAGCUCUUUGAUCACAUCGUGGACUGCAUCCUGGACUUCCAGCAGAAGCACGGCCUGAGUGGGCAGAGCCUCCCACUGGGUUUCACCUUCUCCUUCCCGUGCAGGCAGCUUGGUUUGGACCAGGGCAUCCUCCUGAACUGGACGAAGGGUUUCAAUGCAUCAGAUUGCGAGGGCCAAGAUGUGGUGUGUCUGCUGCGGGAAGCCCUUGCUCGCAGACAGGCAGUGAAGCUGAAUGUCGUUGCCAUUGUCAAUGACACAGUGGGAACCAUGAUGUCCUGUGGCUAUGAGGACCCCCGUUGUGAGGUCGGCCUUAUUGUUGGAACUGGCACCAAUGCCUGCUACAUGGAGGAGCUCCGGAAUGUGGCAGGAGUAGCUGGGAGCUCAGGCCACAUGUGCAUCAACAUGGAGUGGGGCGCCUUCGGGGAUGAUGGCUCUCUGGACAUGCUCAGCACCUGCUUUGAUGCAAGUGUGGACCAGGCAUCCAUCAACCCGGGCAAACAGAGGUUUGAGAAGAUGAUCAGCGGCAUGUACCUGGGAGAGAUCGUCCGCCACAUCCUCUUGCAUUUGACCAGCCUUGGAGUUCUCUUCCGGGGUCAGCAGAUCCAGCUCCUUCAGACCAGGGACAUUUUCAAGACCAAGUUUCUUUCUGAGAUUGAAAGUGACAGCCUGGCCCUGAGGCAGGUCCGAGCCAUCCUUGAAGAUCUGGGGCUGCCCCUGACCUCAGAUGAUGCCCUGAUAGUCCUGGAGGUGUGCCAGGCUGUAUCCCAGCGGGCUGCCCAGCUCUGUGGGGCAGGUGUGGCUGCUGUGGUGGAGAAGAUCCGUGAGAACAGGGGCCUGGAAGAGCUGACUGUGUCUGUGGGUGUGGAUGGGACCCUCUACAAGCUGCACCCCCACUUCUCUCGCCUGGUGGCAGCCACUGUACAGGAGCUGGCCCCUCACUGUGUGGUCACCUUCCUGCAGUCGGAGGAUGGGUCGGGCAAAGGUGCAGCCCUGGUCACUGCUGUAGCCUGCCGCCUGGCCCGGCUGGCCCGUGUCUGAAGAAGGCUCCAGGAACCUGGACCAGGGCAGGGGCCCCACCUGUCCUCCAGCCAGGCCCAGCCACCCAGGACUCCCAGAACAGCCAGUGUGUGAUCCCUCUGUGGCCACUGGCCUCAACCUCCGGCUUCCCUGAGAGAAGCAGCACUCGGGUUAGCAAUAUAUAUAUAUAAUUUAUUUACAUUCACGUCCGCUAAAAUCCCUACGUGCCCCGACGGCCGGGCAAGGCUGUGUACAUAAGGCCAAGUGUAAGUGCGUGAAUGCACUUAAGACAGAGUCAGGGCAUGAGCUUCACACGACAGGCCCCGGGAGCGGGCACACCACGGCACGAACACUCGCCAUUGUCCAGCCCAGGACUCCCGUUGCAUAUUCACAUGCCCCAUCGGGCAGGGCUCCUCUUGGCUGGGGGAGGGGGAGGUUCAGGAGGAGCCGUUGGGUUUCCCUGGGUGGGUGGGAGAAGGGCAGCAGGUGAGAGGCAGAUGUGGACUGGUACUGGGUGUGAGAGAUGUGAGUGGCCUCCCGGUGUACAGUGAGAUGUGUGCACGAGGGUUGGGGGGAAGCCAGUGAGAUGACACACGAGACAUGCAUGGGCACAUGCCCAUGUGGGGGUCGUGUGCCUGAAUCCAGGGGCCGCCCCCGUCCAGCUGUGGCCCUCAGUCCCACAGGCUUGGAGCUGGGCUCCUCAGAUGUGCCCCUACCCAGCAGGCACAGAAAUGUUUGCAUAAGGUCCAGCUUAGGCAGGAGUUCCAGGGCCAUGUCCUGAGCCCAGUGUAUGCGAGCAUGCCGUGUGUGUGCAGCCCCCGGCAGGGGCAGGGGGAGAGGUAGCACCACACACAUACACACACACAGUUGGGCUGGGCCUGGUCCGGCAGGACUGUCCCACCUGGGACCUGGGAGCAGGGGGCAGUGCCAGCCUGGCCUGGCAGGCCAUGUUGGGGUGGGAGCAUGGGCAGGGUCUGAAGGGCCAAUGCGAAGGGACAGUUUCCACCAUGAGGGGACCUGUCCACACAGCUCCCCUGGGUGUGGGGGAGGGGCCUCGUCCGGCUUCUGCCUGUCCCUGGUGGGUCCCAAAGCUGGUGAGAGUGUAGGUAUUGGGGGCCUGGCUGGUCUCAGCAUUCAGCUUCCGACACUGUGAAGAGUCCAUUGUCUGGCUGGCCCAGUCCAGCCACUGCUGCAGCCAGCUGGCUGAGGUUGCCAUUGGGGAAGUGCCUUGCCUCCCACAGGUUGAGGAUCAUGGCUGUGGGGCUGGGCUUGGAGGCAAAGAAGCUGAGAUGACUGUGGAGGGGAGGGAAGGAAGGGAGCCCGUUAGUGGCCUGGUCUCACCCCAGGGCCUCCUGCCCCCUAGCCCACCUAAAGGCAGGGCCUCCCCUCCGUCAAGCACACUGGACGCCCUGGCUGCUGGUGGAUGAGGUGCAAAGGGCGUCCUGUCCAUCCCACCUAUCCUACCCUGCCAGGCUAGAUGGCCUUUGCAAUCCCUCCCUGCUCAUCCCACGCACCUGUCCAGAUGAAGCUUCUGAGCCAGAGUCCGCCAGUCGGCACCCCGGCUACAGGGUGGGUCCAGGCUGGUAAUGAUCUUCUGCCGAAUGAGAAAGGGGAUCUUGAAGGCACUGGGGCCCACGAGGGCUGGGACCCCUGCUUCACUCUCCAGAGCCAGCAGCUCAGUGAAUCUUGUGUCCUGGGGUGCGAAGGGGUGAAGAUGGCUGUUAAAACUCUCCCUGGCCCAGGCCCACUGCAACCUCCUGCUGGGGACUGCCCAAACCUCCCCAGAGCAUGGUGCCGCAUAAGCACUGCUGCUUCCUGGGCACCCCCCCACUAGGGCUUAGAGGUGUAGUGACCUGCCCAACGUGACACAGCUAGUGAGCAGGAGCCACCUGGCCUCAUUCCCCUCUUCCUUCCCACCAGCCCUCCCUGUCACUACUGCCUCUGCUCAACACCUGGGACUCUCUGUGUUCCUCUCCUGCCUGUCCUUGAACUCACUGCCCCUGCCAGAACGCUGCCCUUCCCUCGCUACUCCCAGUCUAACUCUUACUGAUCCUUCAAGGCCCAGUAGAGACCCUCCUCAGGGAGGCCUGGGGCCCAGGCUGCCCCUGCCCUUCCUGCUGCUCCCACUCCUCUUCAGUCCUUUCCCAAGUCCCACUGCCUGUCGGCACCUGUGCCUCUCCCUGGAGACUCAGAGGAAGAGGCCAAGCGAUUUCUUGUCUCUAGGAGAGGUGUCAGAGUGGGCCUGGGGGUGUGGUGCACAUUACGGCAGUGCUGAUGCCUCCCUGCCCACCUUGGUGAUGUUGAAGUUGAUGUUGAAGCUCUGCCCAUCACCCUCCACCUGCCACACCCACACCUUGCAAGCCAGGUCACUGGUGCUGGGGCUGACACGCUCCAAGGUGAAGGUGCAGUGCAGGUACUGCUGCGUGCCAUUCCAGAUGUGAUAGAAGGGGAUCUCCUGGGGUGGGGGAGCAGAGGGGCAGCGUCAGACGUGCCUGGCAUCAGGUGUGCCUGGCUCCAGGCACCUUGAGCACCCUCACCUGGUAGCUAACGAGGAGCUUGCUCUUCCACAGGGAGCUGGGCACAUCGUGGAUAGACAGGCGCAAGUUGUGGUAACUGUCCUUCAAGUGCAGGACACGAGGCUCCUGGAUGAGCUGUCCUCCCAGCUGCUUCUCUAGCUGCACCACCUCCUGCAGUGCCCCAGGUGGUCAGCCAAGUUUGGGGCUGGGAGAGCCCCCACACCUCCCCGCGGUCUGGGGGUGCUCAGCCCUCAGUGCCAAGCACAUGGCCUCUCUGCGGCAGGGUGAGGUUGGGCAGUACCUUGAGUGCAUCUCGGGUGUCCUGUAGACAGUAGACUCGUAUGUUGUACUCCAGGGAGGUGCAGGCCACCGGGGCAAACAGAAGCAGCUUGAGGCGCUUGGCAGCGACCACACUGAGGGCCUCUCCCACCAGGGCGAAGCGGCCCAGCUGCUCAGUGAAGAUGUAGCAGGUGCCGGCCUCCAGCUGGCAGUAGUAGAGGUGGGAGGGCGCCUCCUCACCCAGGUGCAGCACGUCCUGCAGGUAGGGACCCAUGGAUCAACUCAUGGCCAAGUGCAGCUCUAAGUGUUGGCCAGAGACCAGGGACAGGGGCCUGGCUCAAGGGCCAGGUGGGAAACUGGGCUCCACGUGGAGGCAUGUGUUGGCUCCCUUGGGUGGGCAGUGGGGCUUACCUCCCAGCUGCCCUCGCAGGACUGCUUUUUGAGGUGCAGGCUCCAGCUCUCAGGGCUAGGCUCCCCGCAGUGGUCCAUGGCAAGGAUGACAGGCCGGGUGAGCAGAACUCCGGGGGGACCACAGCUAACGAUGGGACUCAGCAGGGUCUGACAGCCGGCUAGG